AUCAUGUGCAAAGAAAUUGUUUGAAAUGAUUAAUUAAUCACGUAUUUUAUAGUAAAACUUUAGCCGGUCGGCCAUCCUAACAUUUUUCAUGUAAAAUUUCUUCCCCAGGAAUAAGAUCAUCCAAGUUUGCAACUGCAAAGACACAAAUUCAAGAUGAAGUUUAGGAAACCAACCAACCUCAUAAUUUGUACCUUCUUCUUCCUGGUUUCUUUGAGUAUGAAUAUUUCCUUUGCCAUGCGGGUGAAGUCGCAGAACACAACAAUCCCAGUGAAUGUUGGUGUGGUUUUUGUUCAGCUGAUUAAUCAGCUGAUGCGGGUGAAGUCGCAGAACACAACAAUCCCAGAUGCAGCUGAUGCAGCUGUGGACCUGAUCAAGAAUCUACAAGAAACUGCAGGGUCGAAGUCUUCGAUGCAAGCCAACGUUGUAUUUGAUGAUCUUGGAGUUGGAGAAUCUUCGUCAAUUCUGGAAUUCGAGAUGGUAAAUGUAACGAAUGGUGAUGCAGCAAUAGCAAUUGGAUUCUGGACACCACGAUGUGGACUUGCGAAAGGAUUGAAUUUAACUCCAAAUCGAACAAUGAUUUCGUCGGUCAAGUUUUUCUUGGGACAGGAUUACGAUGCUUUAGCCGCAGCCAUGACAAUUAGAGCAAACAGUUCUUUGUAUGUGGAUUUCACAAUGCCAUACACGGAAUCAGGUGUGGCGAUGGUGGUGCGAACGAAAGAUUACACGAGCAAAAAUGCAUGGGUUUUCUUGAAGCCUCUUUCAUGGGAUCUCUGGUCGAUUUGUCUUUGCUUUUUCAUCUGGACUGGUUUCGCGGUUAGUGUUCUUGAACACCGCAUUAAUGAAGAGUUUCGUGGUCCUCCCUCCGAUCAAGUUGGCACAAGAUUUUCAGGCCCCAUACUCAUUGCUGGGGUGGCUUCGUCAUUAGCUCUCAUCAUAUCUGCAGCCUCCUUCUUUUACAGGUACGGGUACGUCUUAAUGACAAGAGUCGCCUUCGUGUGGAGAAGAAUUCGGGACAUGUUUGGAACGAAGAAUUCGGGUCUUGAUGCCAUCGAGUGUUUGCCUGCAGCACCUGCUAGCCAAGCCCCUCAAGCCAUUCAAAUCACGCAGAUCUAGCCUCACCAUUCCUUGGAAAACAAGGCAUUUGAAAUAUAAGUUAGAAUUUAUAGUGGAAGAGGAUGUAUUGGUGAGAGUGGUAUGUGUAUCUAGUGAGAGAAAUGUUAAUUUUGAUUUAGGAAACUCGUAAGUGUACUUUAUUGUGGUAGAUUUAGUUAUGAAAACUUUGCUUUGUAUGUGGGGUUGAUUUUUUAUUCUCCCGCCGUAUUACUUGGUAUGUCUACUCAACGAGAUUUGACUUUAUGUCCCUCUCUUUUUAUUUUAAUAAGAUUAUGGGGAUGAUCGGUGAACAAUAUCACCCAUCCUCUAAAAAAUAUUUAAGUCAA
Molecule: messenger RNA, 1439 nt
Organism: Pyrus x bretschneideri (Chinese white pear)
Lineage: Eukaryota; Viridiplantae; Streptophyta; Magnoliopsida; Rosales; Rosaceae
Exons: 3
Coding region: 154-1113 (319 amino acids)
Cellular component (GO): plasma membrane
Molecular function (GO): signaling receptor activity; ligand-gated monoatomic ion channel activity
Source: RefSeq, a predicted model, not a curated record